This is a messenger RNA of Truncatella angustata, 1008 nucleotides long. RefSeq lists its product as uncharacterized. Bases 211 to 762 code for a protein of 183 amino acids. Gene Ontology annotation, biological process: regulation of DNA-templated transcription. The transcript has 2 exons. Gene Ontology annotation, molecular function: DNA-binding transcription factor activity, RNA polymerase II-specific; zinc ion binding. The record is from RefSeq and is a predicted model, not a curated record. NCBI's taxonomy places the organism in Eukaryota, Fungi, Ascomycota, Sordariomycetes, Amphisphaeriales, Sporocadaceae.
CAAUUGUAUGUUGUUAGGUUUCGAUCCAUCAUUGUCGCAGUCUCCACCGUUGUUCACUCCUCCUCUCAAUGGUGGAUAGAUUGAUCUUGAAGCUUCUGCACACUGUCGACUUUUGUCUGCUCUAUGCCUCAUUCCCCAGCAUUGUAGUAGUGUUUCUUCCCUUGUCCAAUUUCCACCUGCUCCUGCCACCUAGUACCCGACGAGUUCCUUAUGGCACAUGUUGCAAAACAAACAAAACAACGUCCGCCACGCCCGCUUCUACCAGCCUACUCACCAUCCCCUCCAGGAAACAGCGCUGGCGUAAUGGAAAGCUCACAACUCGCCUUAAACCGGCCGGAGCCAGUAAGAACGGCUUGCAACACGUGUCGGAAAAGGAAAAUCAAGUGCUCCGGGCAUCGACCUGUCUGCAAUUCCUGCGCCAAAAACGUUCACGAUUGCGUAUAUGCCACAGCCAAUGCCGAUGAAACUUCGCACCAAGCCUUGAAACGAAAGUACGACACCCUCGCUGAGGACAGCCAGGUAUACCAAACUCUCUAUCAGCUGCUCCGAAAUGCGUCCGAGGCCGAGGCCCAGCAUAUUCUCUUCAGAAUUCGCAUGGGUACUGACGCGAAAAGCCUGGUCAGUCAGAUCAAGGAGGGUGACCUCCUCCUUCAGCUGGCCUCGGUACCGGAAACCCGACGUCGGCACAGCUUUCCCCAUAUCCCGGCUAUACCACCAUCUCUUCCGGCGCCGGAUAACCCGUACCUUGACUCUGUAGUUUGAUGUGCCACGUUCCAUGAGUCGGCACUGCCAUCGCCUGGCAAUAGCAAUCCUACCAAAACACAGUAUCUAGCUCCACAUCAUGCCGCCACGGUGAUCAACCCACGUUCAAGCUACAGUUUCGGUUUCCAAAUGGACUUCAGUACUUUCAGAUGGCCAGUUUCUGCGGGCCCUUCUUCAGGACUAUAUCGUUGACGAUCCACCCUAGUUCCCCCGCCUUCCAGAUGGAUACCAUCCUGGAAGCUAUUG